GGCAAAGCAAGAGUAGUGAGCGUGGAGCGUGAGCGGUUGUGUGAGUUACACGACCAUUACACGCAUUACAUCAUCCUAAUUUAAUUUGGUUAAAUUCUUUGAUUGUUCUAUCAGCGUGACUGGCAAAGUGGACAGCAACGCCAUCUCUUGGAUGACGUCACAUCUAGUCAUCUAACAGCAACGCCCAGUCAGCCCAACGCCUGUUCGACUGCCCGCUCCCUCUUGCAUUGUUUACCAAAAUAGAUCAAAUCUCAAAUUAUUUAGGAUUUAGGACAGUAUUAAAGUCUGCAACGCUGGAGGUUCUGAAAAUAAGGGAAUCUGCAUUGGCGAAGUCGCAAGUCUUCAACAAACAAGGAGCUGCUCUUAAAAAUAAGAGCCAUUGAAAACUCUUCAUGCUCAUGGUGAGAAAUCCGUAAAAAGUGAGGAGCCAAGCAACUGGUUUGUGUUCGCCAGGCAAAAAUCCUACAAGAAGUUGCCUCGAUGGAAGAAGAGUCUGGCUCGAAUCUGUCGGACCUCUGCCGGCUGUGUGGCGCCGCGAGCACGGAGCGAAAAGACCUGCGGAGCGAUGAGCUGGCGGCCCAGCUGCAGAACCUGCGCUUCGAGCCGACAUGGGAUGACGGUCUGCCGUGCGGUGCGUGUCCGGCGUGCGUGCUGAAGCUGGCCGAGGUGCACGAUUUCGUGGCGGCCAUGAAGCGCACCGACGACCUCCUACGCGCCCUGCUGGCCACCUCCAAGGAGCCGCCGGACUUGUCCUUCCUGGACGCGGGGGACACGCAGUCGCUGUGCCUCGAAGAGCCGGAGCAAGAGCAGCCAGAGUCGACCAAGAAGCGGAAGUCCUCCUCCUGUCCUGGCAGGGAGAGCAAAAAGCCAAAGCGGGAGUCGUCGAUCUGCGAGAAGCUGGCCGAGAUGAGCAGCAAAAUGAAGGAGACGGAGGAGUUGAACGCCAAGUUGAACCUUCCAGGCUCAUCCGGCUGCCUGCUGGAGAUGAUCGGCAAGAACCAGAGCAAGCCGCGCGGCCGCAUCCAGCUGGACAGCUCGGAGACGUCGAUACGUGUGUGCGAGCAGUGCAACAUCAUGUUCUCGCGGCCGGAGCUGCUCGAGCAGCACCGCGGCGCCGAGCACCUGGUCUUCCAGUGUCAGGUGUGCGGCGCAAACUUCAACACGGCCCUCAUCCUGGCCAGCCACCUCAAGCGCAACGUGCACAGGGUGGCGCUCAAGGACACCAAGUGGACCUGCGCCGAGUGCUUCAUGGUGUGCAAGGACAAGGGCUCAAUGCUCGAGCAUGUCAGGUCGGUGCACACCAACGAACGGCCCUUCCCUUGCCACCUUUGCGAACGCAGGUUCGCCGUCAAGAGGGCCCUCACCCUGCACGUCAGGGAGCACAAGAAGGACUGGUCGCACGUCUGCCGCUUCUGCGGCAAGGGCUUCCUCAUCAAGGAGUACUGCGAGAUCCACGUCAGAAGGUAUCACACGAACGAGCGGCCGUUCCAGUGCGACCGCUGCGAGGCAAAGUACGCGUCCAAGCUGCAGCUGAGCGAGCACAUCAUCGCAAAGCACGAGGGCGGCCGGCCGGAACAGAUUUUCACGUGCCAGGUGUGCAAGAAGAAGUUCAAAGGCUCGACCGGCUUCAAGUACCACGUGCAGACGCACGACGUGCCGCUGGACGAGCGCAAGAAGUUCAAGUGCGAGCUGUGCGACGCGGCGUUCAUCCGCAAGCCGGCGCUGAUCAAGCACGUGAAGCGCCACAAGGGGGAGCAGGAGAUGUUCGAGUGCCGGUUGUGCGGCAAGAAACUGGCCACCGCGCACGGCCUCGAACUGCACCUGGUCGUCCACUCCGGGGAGAAGAACCACGUGUGCGAGUUCUGCGGCAAGGCGUUCGCCGCCGCCGGCACCCUCAAGGUGCACAUCCGCUCGCACACCGGCGAGAAGCCCUACCAAUGCAAGUUUUGCCCCAAGAAGUUCUCGCAGCGCUCCUCAAUCAAGGUGCACAUGCGCAACGUGCACCAGUAUGAGGACACCGUCGACAAACUCAACAUGUAUUUGUUGACCUGAUUGCAUUUCUCUCCUUCUGUGUAUUCAGUUACCAAAUUAAAAUGUCGGACGCCGGCUCGGACAGUGAUGAGUGGCAGGACUUGUCCGACGUGGACGCAUCCGAGUAUCCAGAGCCACCAGAAGAGGAGAUCUUCGAUCCAG
This is a messenger RNA of Cloeon dipterum, 2193 nucleotides long. RefSeq names its product zinc finger protein OZF-like. Gene Ontology annotation, cellular component: nucleus. The transcript is spliced from 7 exons. Gene Ontology annotation, molecular function: RNA polymerase II cis-regulatory region sequence-specific DNA binding; DNA-binding transcription factor activity, RNA polymerase II-specific; zinc ion binding. Bases 481 to 2052 code for a protein of 523 amino acids. Gene Ontology annotation, biological process: regulation of DNA-templated transcription. NCBI's taxonomy places the organism in Eukaryota, Metazoa, Arthropoda, Insecta, Ephemeroptera, Baetidae. The record is from RefSeq and is a predicted model, not a curated record.